Messenger RNA from Olea europaea var. sylvestris, 1380 nucleotides. RefSeq names its product G-type lectin S-receptor-like serine/threonine-protein kinase At4g03230. Lineage: Eukaryota; Viridiplantae; Streptophyta; Magnoliopsida; Lamiales; Oleaceae. Gene Ontology annotation, molecular function: ATP binding; protein kinase activity. The record is from RefSeq and is a predicted model, not a curated record. The transcript has 5 exons. Gene Ontology annotation, biological process: protein phosphorylation; recognition of pollen. Bases 1 to 1380 code for a protein of 459 amino acids.
AUGGGGACGAAGCCCGAUUUUGCACAUGGUGGCGGUGGAAUUCAGCCCUACAAUAGUUAUGUUGACAACGUUAAUGAGAGUUACUACACAUAUUCUCUUAAUAAUCGUUUCACUAAAUCUCGAUAUGUGAUGGAUGUUUCCAGGCAAAUUAAGGUGACAUUGUGGUAUAAAGAGAAGUUAAAUUUGUUAUGGUUUCAACCUAUGCAGCAAUGUGAUGUGUAUGCUUAUUGUGGGGCAUUUGGUACCUGCAAUCAUAAUUCAUCGAACUUAUGUUACUGUUUGCCUGGAUUUAAGCAAAGGUUAGAAAAUGAUUGGAGUUUGAAGGAUUAUUCAGGUGGCUGUGUGAGAGAGAUCAUUUUGAACUGUACGAAUGAUAGAAAAGACAAGUUUCUAGCAAAUAACCUUGUUAGGUUACCUUCAAAUUCACAAAGAGUGAUGGCAGGGAGUGCUGGAGAGUGUGAAUCUAUCUGCUUGAGUAAUUGCUCUUGUACAGCUUACUCUUACGAAGACAAUGCAUUCUUGGUUUGGAAAGGGGAACUAAUGGAUUUAAAACUACCCACAGAAAAUAAUGGUAGUAAAAGAACGAUCCACAUUAGACUUUCCGCCUCUGCAUCUCAGUUUUCAAAAAAUAAAAGAAGCAAAUUAAUUGUAAUCGGUUCUGUUGCGGGUUCUGUUGCUGUUGUUAUAGUUCUAUUGGCCACUGUCGUGAUAUGCAUAUGUCACAAGCAUAAAUCUGGGACUACAAAAGCAGUUGAGGGAUCAUCGUUGGCAUUAAGGUACAAGGACGUGUUGCAAAUUGAAACCAAAAAUUCUUCAGAUAAUUUAGAGGGAGACAAGCAGAGUGGUAUCGGUGUUCCUUUCUUCAAUUGGGAAAGUAUAAUAGUUGCUACCAAGAAUUUCUUUGACAUACAUAAACUCGAACGUGGGGGCUUUGGUCCUAUUUACAAGGUAAUGUUUCCCGGAGGGCAAGAAAUUGCAGUGAAAAGGUUGUCAACUUGUUCUUUGAAAGGCAUUAACGAAUUUCAAAAUGAGAUUGUAUUGAUUGCAAAGCUUCAACACCGAAACCUCGUUCGCCUUUUGGGCUACUGUAUGAAGGAGAAUGAAAAGAUCUUACUCUAUGAAUACAUGCCCAACAAAAGUUUGGAUGCCUUUAUAUUUGAUAAAAAAUUAUGCACGUUACUGAAGUGGAAGAAGCGGUUUGACAUCAUCUUGGGGAUAGCAAGAGGGGUUCUUUAUCUUCAUCAAGAUUCAAGGUUGAGGAUAAUUCAUAGAGAUUUGAAAACAAGCAACAUUCUGUUAGAUGAAGAGAUGAACCCCAAAAUUUCAGACUUCGGUUUGGCAAGAAUUGUUGAGAGCAAAGGUACACAGAUUUUGGCCUAG